This is a messenger RNA of Serpula lacrymans var. lacrymans S7.9, 444 nucleotides long. RefSeq lists its product as uncharacterized. The transcript has a single exon. The record is from RefSeq and is a predicted model, not a curated record. The coding region runs from base 1 to 444 and encodes 147 amino acids. NCBI's taxonomy places the organism in Eukaryota, Fungi, Basidiomycota, Agaricomycetes, Boletales, Serpulaceae.
AUGAACAAAAAUGGAAAAAUUACACAUUACACCUAUCAGAGGAUAGAUGCAGGAGGACAAAACAGGUUCACAAAGUUCCUAUUAACCGGACUAGACAGAGAAGACGUAUUACUGGGAUUUCCCUGGUUACGAAAAGUCAAUCCUGUCAUUAACUGGAAAGACAAAGAAUUACCAAACUUGGACAAACACUCCAUCAGGAUGAACCAAACAACCACGGAAACAAAAAUUAGGACAACCGCAGUAAACGAGGAUGUGUACGAAACCAUUCAUAGAUACGUAUCCGACCAAACACCCUAUCCUCGAACCACGAUUCGAUUAAAGGUCAACUCGGCAAUGGAACACGCACAAAUACACGGAGAAAAGAAGGAGCAUAACCUCCUGGAUGAAUAUAAAGGGUAUUCAGACGUCUUUGACAAAAAGAAGUCGGAAAGACUCCCCAAGUGA